AUGUCCCUCCUGGGCACCAUCCAUGGCUUCUACCUCAGGGCGCUCGCCAUGCUGCCAAGCUAUGCCGCGCGCCACCAUGUACGCGGCAUCCUCCUCGCCGGCCACUGCUACGGCCCUAUGGACCCUGUCUCCAACAUCAUCCUGAGCACCGUCUGGUAUGACGCGAACUUCCCGCUCCCCGUGGCUGAUCGUGGGAUGCAGGCGCACGACAUCCUUGACACCCUCACCAUGCUCAGGGUGGUCACUAGCUCCCUGCACGGCCUCAUAGCUCUCCUGCACGCCAACUCCGGCAAGCAUCUGCCGUUGCACGAGAUCUUGAAGUACCUCUGCUACAGGAAGUGCGACUUGGCCACAAUGUUACAGCCACAUCUACACCGGAGCUCUCCCAACCCUUUUGCCAGCGCCGCCGCUGCUGCUCGUCACCCGCAAGCGUCCGCUUGGGCAACAUUUCUUUCAUCAUUGGCACCGACGAAGCUAGACCAGAUACGGUCCUCGAUGAUUAGUGCCACUGCCAACAACACUGCGCUUUCUUACGAGUCUUUGACCCAGAUAUACAACAUCCUCAGAGAGGAAACCCGGACGGCGAUGAUUCUGCCGGCUCCCAGACUCUGUCGGACGGCGGUGAGCAUUCUCACAAGAAAGAGGGAGGCCUAUGCUCACCAGCAGAGCUUCAUUCGCGGUAGGAUUGAACAGUUACUGCUGGAAUACGCGCGUCGCCAUCCUUCAGAAACAAAAUAUGAUCUGGAUUUUAUAUGCGGUGUAGCCGUAACAGUAACCGGUCACCAGGAUCAAUGCUACCAUGUCAAUUUCAUGGCAGCUACCAAAUCGACAUCCAAGAACACACUUUUCUUUGCCGAGUUUUGGUGGGCAUAUCAAGAUCAGUCAAAGCCUUCCGUAUGCUGCCCUCUGCCCCAACCGUAUACCAUGGGUCGUUGCUACUACGGCCAGGAGUCUGCUCGUAAGCUCGCCUAUCCGGAUGACUCCAUCGACUAUUUCUCACACGACAUUACUCAUGGCGGACUAGAUGACACGGAAGGCAUACUAGACACGGACUUUUUGUACUUCGACUCCGAGAGGGACGUCGAACUUGCCAAGGUCUUGCAGAGGAUGGGCAAGAAAGAAGAGGUCAUGCAAAGGUCCUCUACUGGAAGGCGUGCUGAAUGGACCGCCGGUGUUCCUCUGUGUUAG
Messenger RNA from Triticum turgidum subsp. durum (durum wheat), 1188 nucleotides. The record is from the annotation of a GenBank genome assembly. NCBI's taxonomy places the organism in Eukaryota, Viridiplantae, Streptophyta, Magnoliopsida, Poales, Poaceae.